Glycine soja is the source of this 2070-nucleotide messenger RNA. RefSeq names its product glycosyltransferase BC10-like. The coding region runs from base 372 to 1556 and encodes 394 amino acids. The transcript is spliced from 11 exons. The record is from RefSeq and is a predicted model, not a curated record. Gene Ontology annotation, cellular component: membrane. Gene Ontology annotation, molecular function: glycosyltransferase activity. NCBI's taxonomy places the organism in Eukaryota, Viridiplantae, Streptophyta, Magnoliopsida, Fabales, Fabaceae.
UCCACUUGGCUUCACAAAUCUGAAAGACCCAUAACCCAUUCCUCUCUCUCUCUCUCUGUUCCUGUCGCUGUGUGUCAUUUCGUUUUUUCCCCACUUCCAUCCAUCUUCGUUUUUCUUCUUCUUCUUCUCCCUUCGAUUUUCAUUUUUCUUUUCUUUUUUUUUUCUCUUUAUUUAUUACUAUUAUUAUUCAUCUUCGUUUCUUUGCCUUAAGCUUCCUUCGAUUUUUUUCUCUCCCGUUUUCGCUGUGUCCCCUCUUAGAUCCCUCUCUGGAUCACAGUGAGAAACAGUGUUGUUGAGUUUGAAUAAAUUAAUGAAGGAGUGUUAAUGGAUGGUGGAUGUAUGGGGAAGCUGGUGAGGUGCCUCAAAUUUAAAUGAAGAAGGAACGUGCAUGGCCGCAAUUCACAAGGAAUCUUUUGAUCAUGGUUGGAUCAAGAAACCGGCCACAGUUGAGGAGGCCUACUUGGAUUAUUGUUCUGCUUUCCAUAGUGAGUGUGUUUCUGAUUGCUGCCUAUGUUUACCCGCCGCAUAGCCCCUCGGCGUGUUCGCUCUUUUCCUCCCAUGGUUGUGGUAGUGGUGCUUUUGAUCUGCCUCCGGCUGCUCAUACCCGCGAAUUGACUGAUGCGGAGGUUGAGUCCCGGGUUGUUAUUAAUGAGAUCCUGAACAAUUAUUAUAUGCACACCAAGAAACCUAAAGUUGCUUUUUUGUUUUUGAGUCCGGGUUCGUUGCCCUUCGAGAAGCUCUGGCACAUGUUCUUUCAGGGUCAUGAGGGAAAAUUCUCUGUUUAUGUACAUUCGUCAAAGGAAAAACCAACACAUGUCAGCUCCUUCUUUGUUGGCCGAGAGAUUCACAGUGAACCGGUAGGCUGGGGAAAAAUUUCUAUGGUUGAGGCAGAAAGGAGACUUUUGGCACAUGCACUUUUAGACCCUGAUAACCAACAUUUUGUCUUAUUGUCUGAAAGUUGUAUACCUGUGCGCCGCUUUGAAUUUGUGUACAACUACUUAUUAUUAACAAAUGUCAGCUUUAUUGACAGCUAUGUGGAUCCUGGUCCUCAUGGAAAUGGCAGAUAUAUAGAACAUAUGUUGCCUGAAGUAGAAAAGAAGGAUUUCCGAAAGGGUUCACAGUGGUUCUCAAUGAAACGGCAGCAUGCUAUAAUAGUUAUGGCAGAUAGUCUCUAUUUUACAAAAUUCAAGCACCAUUGCAGGCCAAAUAUGGAGGGAAACCGCAACUGCUAUGCUGAUGAGCAUUACCUGCCAACCUUCUUUACUAUGCUUGAUCCUGGUGGAAUCGCAAAUUGGUCGGUAACAUAUGUUGAUUGGUCUGAAGGAAAAUGGCAUCCAAGAUCAUUCAGAGCUCGGGAUAUUACUUAUCAAGUCAUGAAAAACAUAGCAUAUAUUGACGAAAGUCCACAUUUUACAAGUGAUGCAAAGAGAACAGUGGUGAUUACACCUUGCAUGUUGAACGGCUCGAAACGAUCAUGUUAUCUAUUUGCCAGGAAGUUUUUCCCAGAAACUCAGGAUAGAUUGAUCCAACUCUACUCUAAUUCUACAAUAUUCUAAAGUAUUUAUGUUUCUCAUCAUUCUUUGGUGAUCCAACACCAUGUGAUCCCCGGCCUCACUGUCUUGCACAUACCGAAUUGUUUUGAGAAGUGCCCAAAGGUAACUGGAAAAAUUUCUUAGGAAGACAAAGAAGCUGAUUCAGUUAAGAUUUGCUUUGUCUGGGGCUGGACGGAACUGCUGAGCUUGUCUUGUUGGAUAAUAUGCUUUUACUAUUGUACCUUUUUUUUUUAAGUAUUUAAAACAAUCAUAGAUUCUCCUGAAGGAUAAAAAGUUUUGGUAUCCUUGAUAGAGGCUAGAGAGGGAGGGAUAAGGUUUGGUUUAGAUUUUGUCUCUGGAAGCUAACUGUCACUUAUGACUGUUUUUGCAUUGGAAAUUUUUCUGCAGUCACACAUUAAAUGUUACUUGAUGAAUGGUUCAGCGGUUAUGAGGAGAAUUUUGCAAAGAAUUCUCAGUAUUUUGUUUUAGAAAUUGACAAAUGUACGGCUUUAUGGGACAAUUUUUUUCUUAAAAUUUA